Molecule: messenger RNA, 777 nt
Organism: Letharia columbiana
Lineage: Eukaryota; Fungi; Ascomycota; Lecanoromycetes; Lecanorales; Parmeliaceae
Exons: 4
Coding region: 1-777 (258 amino acids)
Source: RefSeq, a predicted model, not a curated record
AUGUGUUGGGGAAUUGCAGUGCUGUUCAUAACGAUCUUCCAAUGUUCUCCUAUCAAUUCUUUCUGGGAAUGGGACUACAGCAGCGGGCCUGUACCCCUGAAAUGCAAUGGGGAAGACCCAGGAUUUCCCAUUCCUCAAUAUAUAGCGAUACCACAUAUCGUGACCGACGCCAUGCUUUUGAUCUUCCCGAUGCCACUAGUCUGGAAACUUCAGAUGCAUAGAUCACAAAAGGCCAUGUUGACCAUGGUAUUUGCUUUGGGUGGUUUUGUGACGGUCAUGUCUGGGGUCCGCUUGGGGCUGUUCUUUGCCGAUUCUGUUAAUGAUAAUACCUACAACCCUCCUUUUCUCUUAACAAAUAUCGAGAUCAACACUUCGAUAAUUUGUGCAUGCUUACCUUCUCUCGGCCCUAUAUUAACGUUCUUAUUCGCAAAGUUCGCACAAUUGCGUAAGCGCAAAAGCACCCAUAAACGAGGAUCCAAAUUACUCAAGGACAUACUACCGGUAUUCAAAGGGGCGGCAUCACCACCAAUCACACGGUCGGCAAGAUAUUCGAGUUGGAGUGACGGGCCAAACCCCAUGCUCGACUCGUUACCGAUUGUAGAGGCCGAGGCAAACCCACGUGUCCCGGAAUUAGGCGCCGAAGCACCCGGGCCACAUAUUCUGGAGAUGGAGACGUCAGAGCGCGCAUUGGAAUUGGAAUCUCAAAGGCCGAUCGCCGAACUAGAAGGAAUAGCUCGCAUGCCAGCCUUGCUGCAAAGGACUCUCCGACAGGAGUGA